AUGGGUCUCGACUUUUACUUUUGGAAGUCUUUCCUGGAAAAUAGGCUAAAAGAUGUCAGUGUUUGGCGGGCGAACCUGUACCCUGGGAAGGAGGAAGCCUCAGAAGCUGACAGCGAUCCUCGGCAGGAGGAAGAAGCAGGAAAGAAAUCUCAAGAUGGAAAAUUUCCUAAGGAAAACAAAGGAAAGGAGCAGGCUCAAAUGCGGAAUGAAGAAGCCCACCCUUUUGGAGGUGGUGAAGGCCAGAGGCCUGGAGAAAACAUUCCAGGGGACUGGGUUCCACCUGCCCAGGAUUUUAGAGAGGAUUUGCCCAAUAGGCUUGUCAAUAACAUUGACAUGAUAGAUGGAGAUGCAGAUGAUAUGGAAAGGUUCAUGGAGGAGAUGAGAGAACUAAGGAGGAAAAUUAGGGAGCUUCAGUUGAGGUACAGUCUGCGCAUUCUUAUUGGAGAUCUUCCUCGCCAUGACCAUCAUGAUGAGUUUUGCCUUAUGCCUUGAAUGCUGAGGUUAAUAAUCAUAACCCCCCUGCUUCCCAAAAUUGCAUUUUCUUGUACUUUUUACUACGAACCUUUGGUGUUCCGUCAUUUUUCUGAUUGGAGAUUUCGUUUGUACUUUUGACUUAGUCUGUAAGUUUUUCUGUCAGCGGGGGAGAUUGAUCAACUUGCAUGGGAAGAUGUCUAUUCCAUAUGGUAAAGCUAAUA
This is a messenger RNA of Phacochoerus africanus (Common warthog), 695 nucleotides long. It is a transcript of the gene BEX5, whose product is annotated as brain expressed X-linked 5. NCBI's taxonomy places the organism in Eukaryota, Metazoa, Chordata, Mammalia, Artiodactyla, Suidae. Gene Ontology annotation, biological process: signal transduction. Gene Ontology annotation, cellular component: cytoplasm. The record is from RefSeq and is a predicted model, not a curated record. The transcript has 3 exons. Gene Ontology annotation, molecular function: signaling receptor binding. The coding region runs from base 1 to 492 and encodes 163 amino acids.